GUGAACUGCCACAAGUGAACAGAAGAAGAACUCAAAACCUGCCUCGAAGAAGACACUGGAGGAAUCAUGGCGGAGGAUAAGAAAGAUGCGCGAUCAGGGAAAGCUCCUAAAAAAGAGUCUCAGCCUUUAAUUAUCGCCAAAACUCCAGCAGAAGAGCAGCGCUUGAAGUUGGAGAGAUUGAUGCGAAAUCCUGAUAAACCUGCGCCCAUACCGGAGAGACCAAAGGAUUGGAAUCCACGCGCUCCACCAGAGUUUGUGCGGGAUGUGAUGGGCUCCAGUGCUGGAGCGGGCAGCGGUGAAUUCCACGUGUAUAGACAUCUGCGCCGUCGAGAGUAUCAGAGACAGGAGUUCCUGGAACGAAUAUCGGACAAGCAAAAGCUGGAUGAAGAUUAUAUUGAGAAGGUGAAAGAAAACCAAAAGGCUGCUGAGGAAAGAACAGCCAAACGCAGAAAGAAGAGGGAAAAGUUGAAACAAAAGAAGUUGAUGGCCAAGAAAGCCAAGAUGGAGAGCCAGAAAGAAGCAGCCUCAGAGGACGCGUCGUCAUCCUCGGCUUCUGAAGCAGAGGAGCAAGAUGAUGAUGCAGAAGUGCCCAGCUUCAUCAUGGGGAAAAGGUGACCGAAUGAAGGAAUGGAAGUUUCCAGCAUAUAUUACCAUGUGAUGCCAAAAACACCUCAGGCAAAGAACAAUUACCAACGUGUUCUGACGACACUUUUUUUUUUUUGUUUGAAAUGUUUUAGAAGUGCUCUGGCAUCCUUUAUGGUAGAUGUUAAACGCUUGAGGUUGAUAUGGUCUGAUGUUCAACACUUGACCUGGACAUUUAAAAAAAGCUGUAAAAAGCUUUUUCUUCACUGGAGUGUUGAUUAAAAUAAUUUGGUGACUUUACCUAAAGCCUUCAUGUAUAAUGCAUUAUAAAAGUAUUUUAAUGCAUUAAUUAUGCCCUGUAAUGCACCUUAUAAGGCAUUGUAUGGUCUCAUGAAUAAUUGUAAUCUCAGUUAUAAUACAUUAUCUAUUUAUUGAGCACACCUUUUGAAAGUUUAAUGCUUUAAAACAUGACAAACCAAACUCAGAAUCUGCAAAUAUUAUAAUGCAUUUUAACUUUGGUUAGUUAUUUAUGAAAAUAUUUAAUGCAUUAUAAUGCAUUAUACAUAAAGGCUUUAAGUAAAUUGUUACCAAUAAUUUGACCAGGAUUGACUUUUAUUCUAUUGUAAAUAUGUAUUUUUUAAAUAAACAGUUAUGGGAAUAA
Ctenopharyngodon idella (grass carp) is the source of this 1243-nucleotide messenger RNA. RefSeq names its product PRKR interacting protein 1 (gene prkrip1). The transcript is spliced from 6 exons. The coding region runs from base 67 to 615 and encodes 182 amino acids. NCBI's taxonomy places the organism in Eukaryota, Metazoa, Chordata, Actinopteri, Cypriniformes, Xenocyprididae. The record is from RefSeq and is a predicted model, not a curated record. Gene Ontology annotation, cellular component: nucleolus. Gene Ontology annotation, molecular function: protein kinase inhibitor activity; double-stranded RNA binding; protein kinase binding. Gene Ontology annotation, biological process: negative regulation of protein kinase activity.